Messenger RNA from Babjeviella inositovora NRRL Y-12698, 1534 nucleotides. RefSeq lists its product as uncharacterized. Gene Ontology annotation, molecular function: UDP-N-acetylglucosamine transmembrane transporter activity. Bases 219 to 1349 code for a protein of 376 amino acids. Gene Ontology annotation, cellular component: endoplasmic reticulum membrane; Golgi membrane. Gene Ontology annotation, biological process: transmembrane transport. The transcript has a single exon. Lineage: Eukaryota; Fungi; Ascomycota; Pichiomycetes; Serinales. The record is from RefSeq and is a predicted model, not a curated record.
ACUUAUUAAACAGGGACUUGGAACCCAUCACAUCCUUGCCUGUGGUUUCGUGCCCUGAUCUAGCCCUGAAAAGCUGGUGCACUAUGUAACUAUCUUGACCCCACGUUGUCAGGACCAGCUGUAUGGCGUGUUCUGCUCUGUUUACAGGCUAUCUCCCAUUCUUACAAGAAGGGGCGAUCCCUACCUUUUUCCGUAUCCUCUAACCCACCCUCACUACCAUGGCUACCGAAGAAGUUCAGCAAGUAACGCACCGAACAGUCGCCAGUGGUGAGAAACGCAUAAAGGCUGCGAGUGUUGGAGACGGAAAAGAUCCGAGCGCGGCUGAGAGGCACCACUUUAUCAAAGCGUCAAUUUACCAACUUCCGGCACUUCAGUGGCUCACAGUCAUCUCCCUUGUGUUUGGCGGCUGCUGCUCCAAUGUCUCCACCUUAGAAAAACUCGUCAAAGCGCAGCCUCAGUCGGGAAACAUCAUCACGUUCGCCCAGUUUUUGUUCAUAUCUCUCGAGGGCUACUGCCAGCACUUCUCGCGUGCGCACCCCGGUCGAUGUUUCAUCAAGCCGAACCAUGUGCCGCUUCGUAAAUGGGCGGUGAGCAUUAUGCUCUUCUUUAUCGUGUCCACCCUAAACAACAUGGUGUGGGAAUACAGCAUCACGGUCCCGUUGCAUAUCAUCUUCCGUUCAUCUGGGACCGGCAUCACCAUGCUCAUUGGCUACUUGUGGGGCAAGCGGUUCUCACGGCAGCAGGUGUUCAGCACCGUGCUCCUCACACUCGGGUGCGUUGUAGUAACUCUCAGCACCGGCUCCAACCCCAGAAGCGCUGAAGCAGAGGGGAGCAUCUAUACCGGCAUACUCUUGCUCUCUCUUGCGUGUAUCCUUGCGGCAGCCAUGCAGUUGUACAACGAACACGUGUUCAAGACCUAUGGGAACUACUGGCGGGAGGGGUUAUUCUACCAGCACUUUCUCUCCUUGCCGAUAUUUAUGUUGUUCUUUGGGAGGUUACGCAAGGAAUUCCAUUUGCUUUGGGACUUGGAUGCCACCGAUUUGGCCAACCACAACUACAUCCAGCUUCCGCUCGUGGCCUGGAGGCUCAACUGGAACGUGGCGUACUUGGCCAGUAACGUGUUUACCCAGUAUUUCUGCGUCAAGGGUGUCAAUAUGAUGGCUGGAGUCUCAUCCGCAUUGACUCUCAACAUUUUCUUGCUCAUUCGAAAGAUUGUUUCCUUGCUUUUGAGCAUUUACCUUUUCAACAACACGUUGAGUGUGCAGGGCUGGAUCGGAUGUGCCAUGGUUUUCGGUGGUGCGGGCAUGUACAGUUACUGUUCGAUUAUGACGAAAAAUAAAGCUAAUUGAAUUAAUAUGCAACCCGAGAUUAAGACGAAUUAUAUAGAAAAAUGUGGAUUAGACGGCUACGGAGGGGAAAAGAGGAGCAGUCUCAUAUCUCCAAUCGAGGUUCAAACAAACCUAGUUUCAAACCUAGUUUCAAACCUAGUCUCAAACCUAAUUUCAAACCUAGUUUAAAAUCGAUUAUUUCCACG